Messenger RNA from Exophiala xenobiotica, 1559 nucleotides. RefSeq names its product pantoate-beta-alanine ligase. The transcript has a single exon. Gene Ontology annotation, biological process: pantothenate biosynthetic process. NCBI's taxonomy places the organism in Eukaryota, Fungi, Ascomycota, Eurotiomycetes, Chaetothyriales, Herpotrichiellaceae. The coding region runs from base 145 to 1320 and encodes 391 amino acids. The record is from RefSeq and is a predicted model, not a curated record. Gene Ontology annotation, molecular function: pantoate-beta-alanine ligase activity.
CAUACCACGCUGCACUUCUCAUCAUGAACACUUGGACUCAUUCACGAAGGGCGGUGACUCCUUGUCGCUCAGGAUGAGGAUGUUGCGUUUCCCUUUCAACGUCUUCCGCCGCUCAAAAGACCCCCAGUGGCACCCUCUCCAGCCAUGACACGAGUUGCAUUGAGAGCAUUCAGCCUCUGCGCACUCACUAGACUAGGCACACGACAAAUUGUGUCUCACUCACGACGGCUACCUACUCAUCUGACUACGUCUGCCUCACGAUGGACUUCUACCGUGAGCGAGGCACAAACUCCAUUUCCGAUCUUUCGCGACGUCCCUCCUCUACGAGAAAUGCGCAAAAAGAUGUUUCGAGAAGGCAAGGAGGUGGGCUUUGUCGCUACAAUGGGGGCACUACAUGACGGGCACCUGUCUCUCGUAAGGCAUGCUCUACAAGAAAACACAGACGUAUUUGUCUCCAUCUUCGUCAACCCCACACAGUUUGCUGCACAUGAAGACCUGGAUUCUUACCCCAAGACUUGGGAGGACGAUCUGCGAAAGCUGAAACAAGUACAAGACGAGCAUGCUGCCUCAUCGGGGCCAAACUCGGGCUCCAAGAUCCGUGGCGUCUUCGCGCCCACCGUCAAAGUCAUGUAUCCUACUCUACCGCCUAGCUCGGAUAUUGCAGGUUCUGGGUCCUUCGUGACAAUCACGCCCCUUGGAAACCAACUCGAGGGUUCAUCUCGGCCCAUCUUCUUUCGCGGCGUGGCCACAGUCUGCACAAAACUGUUCAACAUCAUGCAAGCCGACCGUGUGUACUUUGGACAGAAAGAUAUCCAGCAAUGCGUCCUGAUCAAACGUAUGGUCAAGGACUUCCACAUCCCGACUGAAGUACGUGUCAUCCCCACGAGUAGAGAGCCCGAUGGCUUGGCUAUGAGCAGUCGGAAUGUAUAUCUCGGUGAGCGACGGAGGCAGGAUGCCGUUGUAUUGUCCAGGGCACUAUUUGCUGCCAGAGAUUUGUACAACUCUGGCGAACUCAGGGGUAAAAUGAUCAGAAACGCAGCGUAUGAUGUUUUCAACCAAGGAUCGCUAGUCAAGAGGAAAGAUGGCCAGCUGGGAGGAAGUUGUCAGCUGGAGAUUGAUUAUAUCGCCUUGAGCGAGCCGGACAGUAUGGGGAUGAUUCCGGAUUUUGCUAAGGUUGACCCCAGACGAGGAGCAAUCUUGAGUGCUGCCGUGUACGUGCAGCCUGUUGAUGAGCCGAGAAGUGAGGAGGAGGUGGGCCAGAGAGUGGUGAGGCUGAUUGACAAUGUUAUUCUGGAACCAAGGGAGGGCGAGACGAAAUGAUUGGUACAUCAGGGCGGGUAUGAUGUUAUCCAGUGCAAGAAUGCCUUAUGCGACCUAUGGUUCUGUUUAUAACAGUUUUUCCGAGAUAUCGAUCGGAGGAGUCAGCAGCUGGUCCACUAUAUCGACCAAAAAGGCUUCAAAGCAGGACGAAGCACGUUAUGCAUGGGCAUCAGUAAAUAUCCCAUAACGAAAUUUUGCCGUCUUUGCCACCAGCUGCCAACCAGUGUGUGCGAAGGGCC